GCUGGCGAGGCCCUGUAAGUAGGAUUUUGUAAGUGGUAAAAGAGUACAGAAGGGGAAGGUUUCUCUGCCAAAAAGGCAACUCGCGAUUGGCAGCAAUUUGCAGGAGUCAGUUUCCGUUAGGUCCAGCGCCAAGUGGAGCAAGUCGUGCAGCGUCGAGUCGUGUUGGUAGUGCGGAAAAUCUCGUCGUCGCGUGUCGAGAGGCGUGCACUGUCCCGAAGCCGCUCAUAUCGCGAACUUGCGCUCUACUACGAGAGGCCAAAGGAGACCAGCGAGGCUCUUCCCUCUUCGUCUUAUUCUCCCACGGGCUCCAGCUAGACAACAGACGCAAUCUAGUCGAGAGUCGGUCUCUUUUUCAGCAUGACGGUGCGCCGCACAGAGGAGCUGCAGGAGUGGAUCUGUAGCGUCACAGCCACGGCCAACGAUCAUGGCGAGCACCUGUCGGUUAUGCUUCGCGACGGCCAGUUACUGUGUCUGCUCGCUAAUGGUGUGGACCCGACGGCCAAUCUCAAAGUGAACAAGCUCAACACGGUUUUCCACUCGAAAGCCAAUAUUCGUCUCUUCCUCGAAUGGUGCAAGAAGCAGGGUCUAAACGAGGGCGAAAUCUUCCAGCCUGACGAUCUACUGGACGCCGGCGCCGACUUUACUACCGUGCUUGAGACGCUCUCCAUCUUGUUCGACAGAUUCGGCACUAUCGGCUACACGGGCGAGUACGAAGAGGAUCCAGUAUCAGAUGCAGAGUCCAUGACGUCCACAGGCAGCUCGCAGGGCACGUCACCUGUCAAGAAGACGAACAGUAACAACAAACUCACGAAUUUCAUGAAAGGCGGGUUUUUAUCAAGAAAAAAGAAGUCGAGCAAGAAGGUGGUGGACAAAUCCCCCGAGAGAACGCCCCCUUCGACGCCUCCACCAAUGUCACCGCAAGUUGGAGCGGGAAUAGUGUCUCCUUCAAACUCCCCGCCUUCGACGCCUGUGGAGCCACCUCCGAAGGACACAAGGAGCAACAGCGGAGGUGCCAAUGCCAACCGUUUGAACGCCUUCUUGAACCAAGUGCCGGCGUCACACGGCUCCCCGUUGACGCACGUUGAGCGUCCAUCAGGUCCGCCCAAGAAGGCCAAUGCCGCGAGGAAGCCGCCGGCACCAAAGCCCCAGCCGACUGUGAGGAGACCAGCGUCGCCCAAGCAGCCCCCCAAGUCCCAACCGACUGGCGGUGACGCCCGUAACAAGUUCGCAGCCUUCAUGAAGUCCAACCCGCCUGCUGUCGAGACGACGGGCCCGUACACCGGGUCUGCAGGUAAUAAGCCACCUUCCCCACCCAAGUCUGCUCCUGUCCGAGGACGUGGCACGUCAAGCGACCAGUUCGCGCAGCGCAAGGCUGUCUUCACUCAGGGCAACAGUAGUCCGAAGCCUGACAAGUCUGCCCCUGCUCCCUCGAAGCCAACCGUCAACACUGGAGGUGGCAACAAGCUUAACGACUUCAUGAAGCAGCAACCGUCCGCGUCACCUGCUUCCUCGACGAAACCCCGAUCACAGAGCAAGCUGGCUGCUUUCCUGGCGUCAACGAACUCGGUGCCGUCAAUUGCGACAACAUCUGCGGCUGCGCCGCCAAAGCCGGCGUUUGGUGCCUUUAACCCGUUGAAGAACGCUCCGGCUGGUGGCCGAUCAGCUUCCAAGACAGCAUUUAAUGCACCUACUCCUGCAGCCCCGACACCGUUCAAGCCGCGCCACAUGAUUGAGCGUUCCACAGGUCGCGGCAACUACGUUCGUAAGCGUCAGACGUACUGGGUGCCUCCUAAGCGUCGACGCAACAAUUUCAGCUUGGAGAAGAAGCGCAAGGCGUUCAUGCACGAGCAGCUAGAAAUUAAGGAGGAACAGCUCCGUCAACAGGCUGCAGGUGCCAGCAACAAGCAGAAUCUGAUCGUGCCAGGUGUGCAGUGCUAUAUUCCUGACAAGGAGGAAGUGUGGCUACUCUCCGAGAUUGUGGACUACAACGAUCGCCGAAAAGAAGUGACGAUCACAGCGUUCUUGGACUCAGGAGACUCGGAGCAGCGUGUUGUGGAUCUCAAGAACCCAGACGUCAUUCGCGCAGUUGCUGGACCGACAGCCACCGAAGUGGAGUCGCUACCCGUUGCUAUUCUCCACGAUAACCCGGAGGGCGUGGAGGAUAUGCGUUUGCUACGAUACUUAAACGAGCCUUCAAUUCUGUUCAACUUGAAGCAGCGUUUCGCCGCCUCCAAGCCCUACACGUACACCAACGACAUUGUGAUCGCUGUCAACCCGUACAAGUGGAUUGAUAACCUCUAUGGUGAUCAUCUUCACGAGCAGUACUUGAAGAAGCCACGUGACUCGCUGCCUCCGCACGUGUACUCGACGUCUACAGCUGCCUACAAGCACAUGAAGACUAACGAAAUGAACCAGAGUAUCCUGGUCAGUGGUGAGUCUGGUGCCGGUAAGACUGAAACGACCAAGAUUGUCAUGAACCACUUGGCCAGUGUGGCUGGUGGCCGCAAGGACAAGACUAUCGCGAAGGUUAUUGACGUGAACCCGCUUCUCGAAUCUUUCGGUAAUGCCAAGACGACACGGAAUGACAACAGUUCGCGGUUCGGUAAGUUCACGCAGCUGCAGUUCGACGGCCGAGGAAAACUCAUCGGUGCCAAGUGCGAGACGUACUUGCUGGAGAAGUCGCGUGUGGUGUCGAUCGCCGAGGGUGAGCGCAACUACCACAUUUUCUACCAGCUUUUGGCGGGUCUGCCUAGCCGUGAGCGCAAGGAGUUUGGUCUGGACCCUGAAUGCCAAUACCAAUACGCUGGUUCCCUCGCGGAAAUGCAGAUCCCUGGUCUGGACGACGCGAAGUGGUUUGCAGGCACGCAGAAGUCGCUGUCCAUCAUUGGACUGGACGACAAGGCGCAAAAGACGCUGUUCAAGAUCCUGGCUGGUGUACUGCUGCUGGGUGAGGUCAUGUUCGACAAGAGUGGGGAGAACGGGUCGCGCAUUUCUAGUGGUUCGGCGCUGUCACAGGUUGCCAAGAUGUUUGGUCUUCCCACCACGAGAAUCGAGGAAGCACUGUGCAACCGCACGGUCAUUACUCGCAACGACAGUGUGACGGUGCCGCUGGCUCCUGUGGAAGCAGCGGAGAACCGUGACGCGUUGGCUAAGACUAUUUACUCGAAGAUGUUCGACUGGAUGGUGGUAAAGAUCAACGCUGCUAUCAGCACGGACGAGAGCCGCAUCAAGGGCCAGAUUGGUGUGCUGGAUAUCUUUGGUUUUGAGGACUUUGUUCACAAUGGCUUCGAGCAGUUCUGUAUUAACUACGCGAAUGAGAAGCUGCAGCAGAAAUUCACUACUGACGUCUUCAAGACUGUGGAGGACGAGUACAUCCGUGAAGGUUUGCAGUGGGAUCACAUCCAGUACCAGGACAACCAAGGUAUCGUGGAGGUGAUCGAAGGUAAGAUGGGUAUCAUUGCAUUAAUGAACGACCACCUUCGUCAGCCCCGUGACACAGAAGAGGCUCUGGUCAACAAGAUCCGCACGAACCAUCAGACGAAGAAGGGUGGCGGUGUGAACGAGAGUAUUGACUUUCCCAAGGUGAAGCGUACGCAGUUCAUCAUCAACCACUACGCUGGUUCCGUCACGUACGAGACGGUGGGAUUCAUGGAGAAACACCGCGAUACAUUGCAGAAGGAUCUGCUUGACUUGAUCCAGCUCAGCAGUCUUUCGCUGCUUCCGGAGCUUUUCGAAGACGCUGAGGCGACCACGGAAGGUGGCAGUGGACGUGGCAAGAAGGCCCCGAAGAGUCUAGGCUCGCAGUUCAAGACGUCGCUGGCGCAAUUGAUGGACAACAUCAAGACCACCAACACUCACUACGUGCGUUGCAUUAAGCCCAACCCGAACAAGAGUCCGACGGAGUUCAACAAGCGCAUGAUCGUGGAGCAGUUGCGAUCGGCCGGUGUGAUCGAAGCCAUUCGUAUUACUCGCUCUGGUUACCCAAGUCGUCUAACCCCGAAGGAACUCGCUACGCGAUACGCCAUCAUGUUCCCGCCGUCCAUGCACAGCAAGGAUGUCCGUCGUACGUGCAGCGUUUUCAUGACAUCGAUCGGUCGGAAAUCCCCGCUGGAAUACCAGAUGGGUAAGACGCUGAUCUACUUCAAGAACGGUGUCAUGGAAGAGCUGGAGGCCAUGAAGUCCGACUUCAUGUACUACGAAGCACGUACUAUUCAGCGUAUCGUCUUGGGCUUCUUGGAACGUCGCCGUCUGCGCAACAAGAUCCGUGCUGCUAUUGUACUGCAGUCAUAUGCUCGCAUGUCAUUGGACUUUAAGGAGUAUCACUUCCAGCGUCGUGCGAUCAUCAAGAUUCAGCGUGGUUGGAAGAGGUACAAAUCUAUCCCCGUUGAGCCUGAAUACGAGGACUACAACAACGGUGGUCAGUGGGUGGAUGAGAUUGACGACAUUGACGACUCGGAUGCCGACGAGGGCUUUGGCGACGAUCCGGCUUCGAUCCGUGCUGGACGCGGCCGGUCAAUUGCGGACAGGAUGGAGUCGUUCAAGGUGGCUCACUCCGGUCGUCGUGGCAGCGUGAAGCGUCUGAAUGAACUGUCGGCGCGUGCCAAGAGUUUCAUGAAGCCGCGUAGCGGUAGUGGCAGUACUUCGAGCUCGAGCGGCAUCUCGUUGGAGGAUGAGAACUCGAUGCUUAAGAUCGAGAACCGCAACCUGAAAUACGAUCUGGAACUGAUGCGUGAGCAGUGCAUCGAGUUGCAAGCCAUCAUUCUCGAGAUCAACAAGAGCCGCAAGAGGUAAAAAUGGCGUGACGACAUGUAUCCCUCGCUGCGAGUUGAGCAUAAAGUCAAGGCCGCAGCCAGGUGACAAGAACAGUUUUAAGUAAACGCCCCCAAGGCGUAUAUCUGUAUCGAAAGACCAGAACAGUUUUCUCUUUCAACAUGUGAAGACGUUGAGUAGUUUUAC
Molecule: messenger RNA, 4956 nt
Organism: Phytophthora nicotianae INRA-310
Lineage: Eukaryota; Oomycota; Peronosporomycetes; Peronosporales; Peronosporaceae
Exons: 1
Coding region: 358-4791 (1477 amino acids)
Biological process (GO): vesicle transport along actin filament; actin filament organization
Cellular component (GO): cytoplasm; actin cytoskeleton; vesicle
Molecular function (GO): microfilament motor activity; actin filament binding; ATP binding
Source: RefSeq, a predicted model, not a curated record